AUGGGCCGCAGCCCAGUCAAACCCAAUGUGAAUGAUCCAGAGCAGAAUGUACAAGAGUUGGUAUACGAUCUCCGCUCCCAGUGUGACGCCAUCCGUGUGACUAAGACAGUGCGGCCCUACCGAGUGGUGAUCUGUCCUGUCAAUGAGAACAGUGCUGCCCUGGUUGUCAGUGAUGGAAGGGUAAUGCUGUGGGAGCUCAAAGCUCAUGCCAGUACACCUUCAUCCAGCCUGAGUUCUGGCUUGCCUCCUUUGUAUUCUCCUGUGAAUUUCUGUGGGACACCUUUACAUCAGAAUCAAAAAUGCAUCCCGGAUCUUUCUUUGAAUACAAUGAUAGGUCACAGUCUGAUUUCUGGAGUGGACUCCCCACGACCUCUGGCCGGUCAACAGGAAGUACAUCUGAAGUUCAUGUUGACAGGCCUGCUGUCUGGCCUGCCCUUGCCCCCAUUCUCCCUACGGAUGUGCCCUCCACUUACCACCAAGAACAUCAACCACUACCAGCCCUUAUUGGCUGUGGGUACAAGCAAUGGCUCUGUGCUGGUGUACAACUUGACCAGUGGCCUCCUGCACAAAGAGCUAAGUGUCCAUUCCUGUGAAGUCAGUAUCUGGUCUAACCCCCUUUUGCAACAAUAA
Sinocyclocheilus rhinocerous is the source of this 630-nucleotide messenger RNA. RefSeq names its product WD repeat-containing protein 11-like. The transcript has 6 exons. Gene Ontology annotation, cellular component: cytoplasm. The record is from RefSeq and is a predicted model, not a curated record. Bases 1 to 630 code for a protein of 209 amino acids. NCBI's taxonomy places the organism in Eukaryota, Metazoa, Chordata, Actinopteri, Cypriniformes, Cyprinidae. Gene Ontology annotation, molecular function: protein binding.